Molecule: messenger RNA, 4563 nt
Organism: Pseudophryne corroboree (corroboree frog)
Lineage: Eukaryota; Metazoa; Chordata; Amphibia; Anura; Myobatrachidae
Gene: RECK
Product: reversion inducing cysteine rich protein with kazal motifs
Exons: 21
Coding region: 99-3008 (969 amino acids)
Biological process (GO): blood vessel maturation; extracellular matrix organization; sprouting angiogenesis
Cellular component (GO): plasma membrane
Molecular function (GO): protein binding; metalloendopeptidase inhibitor activity
Source: RefSeq, a predicted model, not a curated record
UGGAGGUGGGGGUAGGGGUAGCACUAGCAACAGCAGCACUGUACUACACACAGAAGUAGCGGAGGAGGGGGUAGCAGCAGCAUUGAUGUUGUGAUGUGAUGGUUAUAGCUUCUGUGCGGGUCAUGACGGCAGCUGCCACCUCAGGGCUACCCGGGCUCUCUCUGCUCCUGGUGGCCGUGCUGUUCCCAGAGGCUGCGGAUGCCUCAUGCUGUUACCAGGCGAAGGAUAACUUAAUGUGUCGUGACGUUUGUGAGCAGAUUUUGACAUCAAAAAGUGAGUCUCGGCAGAAACAUUUGCUGCAAAGGGCACCAGAUUAUUGUCCAUCAUCUAUGACAGAAAUUUGGAACUGCAUGAAUUCUUCAUUACCAGGUGCCUCUAAAAAGUCAGACGGUUGGGUUGGCCUUGGAUGCUGUGAAUUAGCGAUAGCAACGGAGUGCCGGAGAGCUUGUAAACAGGCAUCCUCAACAAAUGAUAUUCUAAAAGCCUGCAGGAAGCAAUAUGAGAAUGCACUUAUUAGCUGUGUUAAUAGGAAUGAAAUGGGAUCCGUUUGCUGCAGCUAUGCUGGUCGGCACACAAACUGUCGGGAAUACUGCCAAGCUAUAUUUCGCACCGAUUCAUCUCCAGGACCAUCACAGAUCAAAUCAGUGGAAGAUUACUGUGCAUCGAUUAGCCCGCAGCUAGUGCAGUGUGUUAACAACUACACUCAAUCCUAUCCAAUGAGAAACCCAAUUGACAGUCUGUACUGUUGUGACAGAGCGGAGGACCACAGUUGUCAAACAACUUGCAAAAGGAUAAUCAUGUCCAAUAAAACAGAGCAUGAGAUUGUUGAAAGCUUAAUUGAAGGUUGUAAAACCAUGCCUCUGCCCCAGGAUCCACUCUGGCAGUGCUUCUUACAGCGCUCUAGAUCAGCUCAUCCUGGGGUCACUAUUGCUCCCCCACCUUCCACAGGACUUGACGGAGCUAAACUUCAUUGUUGUUCAAAAGCAAAUUCAUCAGUAUGUAGGGAACUGUGUACCAAAUUGUACAGUACAAGUUGGGGAAAUACUCAGAGCUGGCAAGAAUUUGAUUUUGCAUGUGAAUACAACCCAUUUGAAGCACCAAUGUUAACAUGCCUAGCAGAUGUAAGAGAACCAUGUCAACUAGGAUGUCGGAACCUUACAUACUGUACCAACUUUAACAACCGGCCAACUGAAUUAUUCCGAAGCUGCAAUGCCCAAUCAGACCAGGGAGCAAUGAAUGACAUGAAGCUAUGGGAGAAAGGAAGCAUCAAGAUGCCUUUUAUGAAUAUUCCUGUUUUGGAUAUUAGGAAAUGUCACCCAGAAAUGUGGAAGGCAAUCGCUUGCUCACUACAGAUUAAACCGUGUCACAGUAAAUCUAGAGGAAGCAUCAUCUGCAAAACUGAUUGUGUGGAAAUUCUGAGAAAAUGUGGUGAUCACAGUACAUUUCCUGAGAGCCACACAGCAGAAAGUAUAUGUGAGCUGCUGUCUUCCACUGAUGACACAGGAGACUGUAUUCCGUUAGACACCUAUCUCCGAUCAAGUCCACUGGAUAAUGCGGCUGAGGAAGUCACACACCCAUGCAAUCCGAAUCCAUGUCCAACCAAUGAAUUGUGUGAGGUGAACAGAAAAGACUGCCUUCCUGGAGAUCCAUGCCUUCCAUAUUCCUGUACACCAGGCUGUAAGUUGGGAGAAGCCUCUGAGUUCCUUGUGCGGCAGGGAGACCUCAUCCAAGUACCUUCAGGAGAAGUAGGCUGCUAUAAAAUUUGUACUUGUGGACAAAGUGCAACACUGGAAAAUUGUUUGGAAAUACAGUGUGUCGAUCUACAGAAAUCAUGUGUGGUUGGUGGGCAAAGCAGAAAUCAUCGGACAUCCUUCAAGGUCGACUGUAAUAUCUGUUCAUGUGUUGCUGGUACAGUGCAUUGCUCAAAGCGACAGUGUGUAAAUGAACUCAUCUCCGAUGAUGAUCGCAACAUGUUUACUGGGUUACCCUGUAACUGUGCAGAAAAGUUUGUUCCUGUUUGCGGACAAAAUGGACGUACAUAUCCAAGUGCUUGUAUAGCACGAUGUGUUGGCUUAUUGGAUAACCAGUUUGAAUUUGGACCUUGUUCCUCAAAGGAUCCAUGCAAUCCAAACCCUUGCCAGAGAAAUCAAAGAUGCAUUCCAAGGAGACAAGUUUGCCUCACCAGCUUUGAGAAAUUUGAGUGUUUACAAUAUGAAUGCAUCCCAAGACAAGUGAAGUGUGAGCAUCUAAGAGAGCAAAGAGAGCCAGUGUGUGAUAGUGACAAUAUGGAGCACCCCAGCAUAUGCACCUUAUAUCAAAGGGGAAAACAGCUAUCAUAUAAGGGAACAUGUCAGCCUUUCUGCAAAUUUGCUGAACCAGUUUGCGGCCAGAACGGGGAAACAUACAGUAGUGUAUGCAGUGCAUAUUCCAAUCGUGUUGCUGUGGAUUAUUAUGGACAAUGUCAGGAUGUUGGGAUAUUCUCUGACCAUAGUUUUUCUACUGAGUGCUCAUCCAUUCAAUGUCCUCCAAAGCCUAAAGUUGGCUGUACACCAGUUACACCUCCUGGAGCAUGUUGUCCUUUAUGUGCUGGUGUCAUAAGGAUCUUAUAUGACAAAGAAAAGUUAGACGCAUUUGCCAAGGUAACAAAGAAAAUGCCAAUAACUAUCAUAGACAUACUUCAGAAAAUAAGACUCCACAUAUCUGUACCCCAGUGUGAUGUCUUUGGAUACCUUAGCGUGGAAUCAGAAAUUAUUGUCCUUGUGGUUCCAGUCGACAACCACCCAAAAUCAAUACAGAUUGAUGCAUGCAAUAAAGAGGCGGAGAAGAUAAACUCACUAAUACAUUUCGACAGUCCAACUCUGGCAUCUCAAGUACCAUUGUCAGCUCUUAUCACGUCUGAGGUUAUAGUAUCAUCAACGCUAAAAUCAAACUGUGACAAAAUUAAUUUUAAUAUAUCUUAUUUAUAUGUAUGUCUGCUAAUUACUUUAUGUCUAUCAUUCAAUAUAUAAUAUAAUAUGCUGACAUUUUAAAAAAGUGUAUUGCUCUACAUUUUAAAAGUAUUAAUUGAGUUAAUUGAGGCACUGCUUUUUCUCUGUACACCCACACACACGUACGCAUGCACACACGCACGCACGCACGCACGCACGCACACAUAUAUGUAUGUAUAAAGCCUCUUUCAACUCAUCAUGGGGAUUGAAUAAAAUUAUGUUUUGUUUAUUGCCAAAUAUUUGAAAACAAAAGUAAUUUCUAUAUGAAAUAUGUAGAUUCAAGUGCAAUGGUUAAUUCCUAUUUCUAUGCAGUCUUCAAAACAUAUUUAUUUUUUUCAUAUAAAUAGUUCCUAAAAAGACCUUUUAAUUUGCAUUUAUUUUUAUUCUUUAAUUUGCUUUGAUAUAGCACAUUUAAGUGGUUAUUUAUAUAAACUGUUCCUAAACAUUUAACAUCACAGCAGUAUUAUAGGUUAAAUAUAUACGUGUUUUAUAUAUAUAUAUAUAUAUAUAUAUAUAUAUAUAUAUUUAUUCAUAACCUAAUAAAAGCACAUAUGCAGUAAAUGCCAAUUUUUUUAUUUAUCGGAAAGGGAAUUGUGUAAGUGUAGAACAACUGAAAGGCAUGAAACAAAGAGUAUGGUGGUAAUUAUCAUGUUUCAGGAUGAACACGUUCUAUGAAUUUUAAUAUUUAAACUUUGUAUAUUGCGUUAUAAUUUUUCUGCUCACUUAGCUGUUCCCUAAAUCCAUAGGAGGUCUCGGAAGUUGGACAGUACAACAGCUACCUGAAUACUGAGAGAAGGGCAGGGGUCUCUUUGAUACUGUAAUUAGUGUGGUUUCAUAGCAGAUUAAAAUUAUACAAUAUAUAUAAUUUACAAGCUCACCAAAUGAAAAUUAGUUUUUAAGAUUUUUUUUUGCUUUUUCAAAUUGAAAGAUAUUAGAAACACUUUAAAAAUGUUAAAGGGUCAAUCCAAUUAGGUGCGAGCUUGGUAAUGCGAGUUUGUUUCAUGAAACUCGCAGACGGGCAGAUUGGGAUGAAAAACCUCUGUAAGCAGCACCAAUGGAGGCGUGGUCUGCUGAGGGGUCUGGUACCCAGUGAGGGGGAAUACUCCCUGCAGCGGAUGCAGCCAGCCCUCCUUGCACCUCCCUGCUGCAGCUGUGACUCCACUCCAACGCUGCUGAAAACCCCACCCCAGUGCAUAUUAUGCAUCUGAAUGCGCAAGCAUCAAGUGUCCAUUGACAUGUCCAUCAACCACUUGAGCAUGGCAUCCAAUGUUAGCAACAGUCUCUGCACACAACCACCCUCAGCACAUGCCUAUGUCACCACAACAACACACCUGCACCACACCGCAUAUGUGUCUGAUCAGCCAACCCCCCGAAACCACCAAAAAAUGUCCAACACACCUCUCCCUUAGUGCAUCCAAAUCUGCACUGCGACUCUGCACGAACACAACUGGGAUGCACACGCAGACAAAAAAUACUGCAGAAGAGAAAAACAUAACACAUUCACCCCGACAGGAAAGAAAAUACACACAUCACCCCCUGCAGGGAAAAAACAAAAUACAUUGGCCCAAUAGGAAAA